Molecule: messenger RNA, 1958 nt
Organism: Trifolium pratense (red clover)
Lineage: Eukaryota; Viridiplantae; Streptophyta; Magnoliopsida; Fabales; Fabaceae
Product: nuclear transcription factor Y subunit B-3-like
Exons: 1
Coding region: 670-1224 (184 amino acids)
Biological process (GO): regulation of transcription by RNA polymerase II
Cellular component (GO): nucleus; CCAAT-binding factor complex
Molecular function (GO): protein heterodimerization activity; RNA polymerase II cis-regulatory region sequence-specific DNA binding; DNA-binding transcription activator activity, RNA polymerase II-specific
Source: RefSeq, a predicted model, not a curated record
AUAUUUAUUUACUUCAAAAAUUUAUAGGAGAUUCAUUAUUAUUUUUCUAAGGAAAAAAAAAUUAGUCAAAGAGUCGGACACCCCAACAUGUGCCAGAUGCCAAAGCAACGGUCCAGAUGAAGGAGCACUAACAAAAUCCAAGGGCUGCCAAUUCAUCCGUACAAACUCUCACUUAUCGACUAGCAACGGUUCAAACAGCUCCACGUGUCCAAAAGAUAAACGUUAUUAACCCUUCUGAUCCAACGGACCCUGCUCAUUACCUCCCAAAAAUACAAACUCCUACCGUUCCGUUUCACCCAAUUCCCUCGCCGGAGACGCCGUCAUCCACCGCUAGCAACACUCCAAACGCCAAAUUCGAGUUCCACAGAAAAUCACACGUUCAUUGACUUCACCUUUCAAAACAGCGCUUCAGUUUCACGCGGAAACUGAGUCAAACCGAUUCUUUUCGCGCUUCUGACUCGUUAUUAUCACCGAAGUCAAAUUCUCAAAUUCGAAUUCAUUUUGAUCAAAUUAUCGAAAUCAAAUUCAAAAUUCAAAUUCUGACGUGUUUCUUCCAUAUAAAGUGCUUUGAUUUCGCGUUGAACCGAGUCAAACUGAUCCGAGUUGAGUUCGUUACUCGCUCCAAUCUUCAGGUGAAUCGAACCUAACUGAACUGUCGGAAAUUCAACGAUGGCGGACUCUGACAACGAUUCCGGCGGUCCACACGGCGGAUCGAACGCUCACGGCAGCGAGAUGUCACCAAGAGAACAAGACCGAUUCCUUCCGAUAGCGAACGUAAGCAGGAUCAUGAAAAAAGCACUUCCAGCGAACGCGAAGAUCUCAAAAGACGCAAAGGAAACAGUUCAGGAGUGUGUUUCAGAGUUCAUCAGCUUCAUCACCGGCGAAGCUUCCGACAAGUGUCAACGUGAGAAGCGUAAGACAAUCAACGGUGACGAUUUGCUUUGGGCGAUGACGACGCUUGGAUUUGAGGAAUACGUGGAGCCUCUUAAGGGUUACCUUCAACGGUUUAGGGAGAUGGAAGGUGAAAAAACUGUGGUGGCGCGUGACAAGGACGCGCCUCAAGGUUCUAAUAGUGUUAACAAUAGUUCCUUUGAGAGUGGUAGUUAUGGUGGUGGAAUCAUGAUGCAUCAAGGACACGUGUACGGUUCUGGUGGGUUUCAAGUUAUUGGUAAGGGUGGGCCUGGUUAUCCUGGGCCUGGAUCUAAUCCUGGUAGGCCCAGAUAGACAUUUAUUUAAGGAGUUUCUUUUCCCGCCCUCCAUUUACACGAGAUGGAUAAAUCCGAAGAAAAAAGAAAACACACUAUUUUUUUUUUCUUUUUCGAAAAAGAAAAUAGUGGUGGUUUUUUCCAUUUGGAAGUGUACUUCUAAAUGGCUGUGAUUUUUAAGAAAUCUUAGGCGGUAAAAGUAACUCCCUUUAUUUAGGGAGAAACUUUUCCCACUUUAAAUCACAUCGGAUGUACACAUCAUAAAAAAAUACAAUUUUUGUGUUCACCAGACAUGUAGACAAAUGAUGAUUUUUUGUGUUGUCUGAAUGUAUACUUUCACAAUUAUGUGUGAUUUUCUAAAAAUGGGUGUAUAAAGUUUCAGGUGGAAGAAAGUUGCUCCUUUGAUUUAUGUGUAUGGUGUGACAAGGUUUAGUUAUUCAUAUAUUGUUAUUAGUUGAUUAAUAAUGAUACAGGUUGGUUUGGGGAAUGUAUUAUGAUAUUAUUUGGAGAUUAUUAGCAUUAUGUACAGUAAGUCACACUCAUAAGUCAACUAUAAUUUUGACUGUUGUAGUGUUGUACAACAGAAAUAGUGUUUGGUAUUGUAACACAUUUACUUUGGUCUAAUCUUUUUCUAUGUAAUGAACUUCAGUUGAAUUUUUAGGUUUUCUAUAAGUGGAAGUAAUGUUGAAACUUGAGACUCAUAUGGCAGUGUUUGUUAUAUGAAAGAUAAGAGACUAGCAAUGUUUGUUUCCA